This is a messenger RNA of Kogia breviceps (pygmy sperm whale), 4723 nucleotides long. It is a transcript of the gene PC, whose product is annotated as pyruvate carboxylase. Gene Ontology annotation, biological process: gluconeogenesis; pyruvate metabolic process. Lineage: Eukaryota; Metazoa; Chordata; Mammalia; Artiodactyla; Physeteridae. Gene Ontology annotation, cellular component: cytoplasm. The record is from RefSeq and is a predicted model, not a curated record. Gene Ontology annotation, molecular function: ATP binding; metal ion binding; pyruvate carboxylase activity.
GGACAACCUGCCGAGGUUGGGGUGGUGUUAGCCACUUCUACAGAGGAGGGAAUGAGGCCUCAGGUGCCCAGAGCCAGGCCUGCUGACUCCAGGUUCACACUGGGCUGCCAGCCGGUGGGUGUGGCCGCCCUCUGCCCACUUUCCCCACUGCUCUGACUUCAGCGAAGGACUGUGACCUUUCCCCUUUUAUACACAUCUGCCUGCUCACUCCCGCACCCCAGGGUCUGCUCAGGUCUCAAGUCCAGGCCGAUGUUUGCUUCCGUCUGCACAGGACGGGGCUCCGGGGCAUUCAGACCCCGCCCCUCCAACCUCUGCCACCCAGUGCCCAGACCCUGGUUUUUGGUUUGUAAAGUGGGUCGCCAGGGAAGCCCUUGCUGUCUAGAGCAUGUGUGAGGGUCAAAUGCAGAAAUAUGUGUGGGUCUCUAAGGCUGGCUAAUUCAGUCCCUUGUAUGCUGACUGAGCUAGGGAGGCACUUGGCACCCAGCCUGGGGGCAUAACCUUCAGGGAUCUCUUUCUUUAUCUGGAAAAGGGAUUGGGGCAUGUGUGGUUGGGGAGAGGACAGAAACGUCUGUUUAUCCACAGGACAAUGCGUAGUGCCUAAGGCAUCCUCAGGAGUAAACCCACCCAAGUGGAAGAAAAGAGCGUGCCUCCCUGGAAAUAGUUAAAACGUCCCUGGAGGAUGGAGAAUCUCCAUGUCAGUGGUACCAGCUGUAAGGCUGCUCACCUGUAGAUAAGUGAGGAAGAUCCGGCCUGCAGCCCUGAGCAGAGCGGCAUCUGGUGCCCAGGAUGAGGGCGAGAUGCUGAAGUUUCAAAUUAUCCGUGGGGGCCUGAGGCUCCUAGGUAUCCGCCGAACCUCCACUGCCCCUGCUGCCUCGCCCAGUGUCCGGCGCCUGGAGUACAAGCCCAUCAAGAAGGUCAUGGUGGCCAACAGAGGCGAGAUUGCCAUCCGCGUGUUCCGGGCCUGCACGGAGCUGGGCAUCCGCACCGUGGCUGUCUACUCGGAGCAGGACACUGGCCAGAUGCACCGACAGAAAGCUGACGAAGCCUACCUCAUCGGCCGCGGCCUCGCCCCAGUGCAGGCCUAUCUGCACAUCCCAGACAUCAUCAAGGUGGCCAAGGAAAACAACGUGGACGCCGUGCACCCUGGCUAUGGGUUCCUGUCAGAGCGAGCAGACUUUGCCCAGGCCUGCCAGGAUGCCGGGGUUCGGUUCAUUGGGCCGAGCCCUGAGGUGGUCCGCAAGAUGGGAGAUAAGGUGGAGGCCCGGGCCAUUGCCAUCGCUGCAGGUGUCCCCGUGGUCCCCGGCACAGAUGCCCCCAUCACUUCCCUGCACGAGGCUCACGAUUUCUCCAACACCUACGGCUUCCCCAUUAUCUUCAAGGCUGCCUAUGGGGGCGGGGGGCGCGGCAUGAGGGUCGUGCAGAGCUACGAGGAGCUGGAGGAGAGCUACACCCGGGCCUACUCAGAGGCUCUGGCCGCCUUCGGGAACGGGGCGCUCUUCGUGGAGAAGUUCAUUGAGAAGCCGCGCCACAUCGAGGUGCAGAUCCUGGGGGACCAGUACGGGAACAUCCUGCACCUGUACGAGCGAGACUGCUCCAUCCAGCGGCGGCACCAGAAGGUGGUCGAGAUCGCCCCUGCUGCCCACCUGGACCCCCAGCUUCGGAGCCGGCUCACCAGUGACUCUGUCAAACUUGCAAAGCAGGUGGGCUACGAGAACACGGGCACCGUGGAAUUCCUGGUGGACAAGUACGGCAAGCACUACUUCAUUGAGGUCAACUCGCGCCUGCAGGUGGAGCACACCGUCACCGAGGAGAUCACCGAUGUGGACCUGGUCCACGCCCAGAUCCACGUGGCCGAGGGCCGGAGCCUGCCUGACCUGGGCCUGCGGCAAGAGAACAUCCGCAUCAACGGCUGUGCCAUCCAGUGCCGGGUCACCACUGAGGACCCCUCGCGCAGCUUCCAGCCGGACACCGGCCGCAUUGAGGUGUUCCGGAGCGGGGAGGGCAUGGGCAUCCGCCUGGACAACGCCUCUGCCUUCCAAGGCGCCGUCAUCUCCCCCCACUACGACUCCCUGCUGGUCAAAGUCAUCGCCCACGGCAAGGACCACCCCACGGCCGCCACGAAGAUGAGCAGGGCCCUUGCCGAGUUCAGAGUCCGAGGUGUGAAGACCAACAUCCCCUUCCUGCAGAAUGUGCUCAACAACCAGCAGUUCCUGGCAGGCACCGUGGACACCCAGUUCAUCGAUGAGAACCCGGAGCUAUUCCAGCUGCGGCCUGCACAGAACCGGGCCCAGAAGCUGCUGCACUACCUUGGACAUGUCAUGGUGAACGGCCCAACCACCCCGAUCCCCGUCAAGGCCAGCCCCAGCCCCACGGACCCUAUUGUCCCUGUGGUGCCCAUAGGCCUGCCCCCAGCUGGUUUCAGAGACAUCCUGCUGCGGGAGGGUCCCGAGGGCUUUGCUCGAGCGGUGAGGAACCACCCGGGGCUGCUGCUGAUGGACACGACCUUCAGGGACGCCCACCAGUCACUGCUGGCCACGCGUGUGCGAACCCACGAUCUCAAAAAGAUCUCCCCCUAUGUUGCCCACAACUUCAGCAAACUCUUCAGCAUAGAGAACUGGGGAGGAGCCACGUUUGAUGUUGCGAUGCGCUUCCUGUACGAGUGCCCUUGGCGGCGGCUGCAGGAGCUCCGGGAGCUCGUCCCCAAUAUCCCAUUCCAGAUGCUGCUGCGGGGGGCCAAUGCCGUGGGCUACACCAACUACCCCGACAAUGUGGUUUUCAAGUUCUGUGAGGUGGCCAAGGAGAACGGCAUGGAUGUCUUCCGGGUCUUUGACUCCCUCAACUACCUGCCUAACCUGCUGCUGGGCAUGGAGGCGGCGGGCAGCGCCGGUGGCGUGGUGGAGGCUGCCAUCUCCUACACGGGUGACGUGGCCGACCCCUGCCGUACCAAAUACUCGCUGCAGUACUACAUGGGCUUGGCAGAAGAGCUGGUGCGAGCGGGCACCCACAUCCUGUGCAUCAAGGACAUGGCAGGGCUGCUGAAGCCAAUGGCCUGCACCAUGCUGGUCACCUCCCUCCGAGACCGCUUCCCUGACCUCCCACUGCACAUCCACACCCACGACACAUCAGGGGCGGGCGUGGCAGCCAUGCUGGCCUGUGCCCACGCUGGCGCUGAUGUGGUAGACGUGGCAGCUGACUCCAUGUCUGGAAUGACUUCACAGCCCAGCAUGGGGGCCCUGGUGGCCUGUACCCGAGGGACUCCCCUGGACACAGGGGUGCCCCUGGACCGAGUGUUUGACUACAGUGAGUACUGGGAGGGGGCCCGGGGACUGUAUGCAGCCUUUGACUGCACGGCCACCAUGAAGUCUGGCAACUCUGAUGUGUAUGAGAACGAGAUCCCGGGGGGCCAGUACACCAACCUGCACUUCCAAGCAUACAGCAUGGGGCUCGGCUCCAAGUUCAAGGAGGUCAAGAAGGCCUAUGUGGAGGCCAACCAGAUGCUGGGUGACCUCAUCAAGGUAACCCCCUCCUCCAAGAUCGUGGGGGACCUGGCCCAGUUUAUGGUGCAGAAUGGGCUGAGCCGGGCAGAGGCCGAAGCUCAGGCAGAAGAGCUGUCCUUCCCCCGCUCAGUGGUGGAGUUCCUGCAGGGGUACAUUGGCAUCCCCCACGGGGGGUUCCCUGAGCCCCUUCGCUCCAAGGUGCUAAAGGACCUGCCAAGGGUGGAGGGACGGCCCGGAGCCUCCCUCCCUCCCCUGGAUCUGCAGGCGCUAGAGAAGGAGCUGAUAGAACGGCAUGGGGAAGAGGUGACCCCGGAGGAUGUGCUCUCAGCGGCCAUGUACCCCGACGUCUUUGCCCACUUCAAGGACUUCACUGCCACCUUCGGCCCCCUGGACAGCCUCAAUACCCGCCUCUUCCUGCAGGGACCCAAAAUUGCGGAGGAGUUUGAGGUGGAGCUGGAGCGAGGCAAGACGCUGCACAUCAAAGCCCUGGCCAUAAGUGACCUGAACCGGGCCGGCCAGAGGCAGGUCUUCUUCGAGCUCAAUGGACAGCUGCGAUCCAUUCUGGUCAAGGAUACUCAGGCCAUGAAGGAGAUGCACUUCCACCCCAAGGCCCUGAAGGAUGUGAAGGGCCAGAUUGGGGCACCCAUGCCUGGGAAGGUGAUAGACAUCAAGGUGGCAGCAGGGGCCAAGGUGACCAAGGGCCAGCCUCUGUGUGUGCUCAGUGCCAUGAAGAUGGAGACUGUAGUGACUUCGCCCGUGGAGGGCACUGUCCGCAAGGUCCACGUGACUACAGACAUGACACUGGAGGGUGACGACCUCAUCCUGGAGAUUGAGUGAUCUUGCCCCAGACUGGCAGCCUGGCCAUCCCCACCCCAAGCCUUCAAGAUGCUGCGCUGCCAGGGCAGGCCCAGGCCAGCCAGUGCCCGAGGGCAGGAAGGCCGGGCCCUGGAGCUCCUGUCCUCAGUUGUUUGUGGCAGGAGAGACACUGCCUGUGGUGGCCCAUGCCUUUCCUCCUGCCCUCUGUCCUUUCCCUGCCUGUGGACAGUCGCUCACAUAUUCAUCCCUUGCCAAAUGAGGGUCCCCUCCUUGCUGGAGACUACAGGUGGGGGUGCAGGCAGCCCUGGGACCCAGGGGAGCAGACUUAGGGGCCCUGUCUCCUGCAGGGGAAACCUAAGUCCCAGGUCUGAGAACUUCGCUCAAUAAAACUGGCUUUCCCCUUCCCUCCA